Kickxella alabastrina is the source of this 954-nucleotide messenger RNA. RefSeq lists its product as uncharacterized. Lineage: Eukaryota; Fungi; Kickxellomycota; Kickxellomycetes; Kickxellales; Kickxellaceae. Gene Ontology annotation, molecular function: transferase activity. The transcript has 3 exons. Gene Ontology annotation, cellular component: fatty acid synthase complex. Bases 1 to 954 code for a protein of 317 amino acids. The record is from RefSeq and is a predicted model, not a curated record. Gene Ontology annotation, biological process: long-chain fatty acid biosynthetic process.
AUGACACACGUUAUUAUAUCGCAUGGCUUAGUGUCUGUGGACAUUCCAAUUUCCCCAGAUAGUCAGGAUAUUGGCAAAGCAUUGGUCGACAGCUUUGCCAAAAGCCUGUGUGCCACUAGCGAGCCGCCUCUCAGUGCCAUUGAGCUGCUCGCAAGAUUUAUCGAAUUUGUCAGCCGUGAUCACUCGGGCACAGUGUUUCUGCCUCGGCUCACAUUGAGUUUGAGCGACGUUUUUGCAAUGCCGGGAAAACAAACCACACGGCACCCCGACGGCAUCACUUUGUUCUCCGAACCAACCAGCGAAUCAUUAACGGCAACAAUUAUGAUGGUGUUUGAAGGAUCUAUCGGGUUUGAUAAUGCCGGCUCUGUGUGCCUGGCCGAACUGCAGCGCCUUGUCGAUGUGUACGAGCCUUUGGUGUUGGAUUUUAUUUGCCAGAUGUCUGCGUUUCUUUAUGACGAGUCGUGCGAUCUGCAGAUUGCUCAUUGCUACCCGCACGGCUUGGCAGUGGCCCAGUGGGUCAGCCUCUCAAGGGCGCAGAGCGCCGAUGUAUCUGGUCGCAAGGACGUGGUGCCUGCAGCCGUGUAUAUCAACUCAGCCCCAGUGGCUGCACCGCUGGUGGGCCUGGUACAGCUUGUGCGGCUUGUUGUUCUUUACAAAACGCUCAAUAUACCAGUUGAACAAGUUGUCAAAAGCCUGAGUGCGGUUGCUGGCCACAGCCACGGCAUAGUUGUUGCGGUUGCAGUGUCCAUGGCUACCAACGAGGCACAGCUGCUUGCGGCUAGCCAGAAGGCAUUGGGCACUUUGAUGCUUGCUGGAUGCCUGCCGCAGAUGGUGUGCCCGCAGCCCUAUAACGAGCCACUGGCAGCCACUGGCACAAUAGCAUUGGAAUACAAGAACAAUCAUCUGCUAUUCUUUCAGUCGAGGGCGCGACCAGAUACAUUGCCGAAGCUGUAA